GGGCGGGAGCCGAGUGUCCCGUGUGCACGUGUGGCCGAGCGGCGGUAGCAGCGCGGCGGCGGACCUUCCCGCGUCUCCCCGGAGCUUCGGGGCCCGGCUUGGCUUCCGUGGCCUCCUCGGCCCCUCGGCGCCCUUUCCCUCCGCCGAGAGGCCGGCGUGUGGGGUCGAGUGGCCUGAACGCAGGGCGCGGAGUGCUCCAGGCGGCGAGGACGACGGCGUUGGUCGCGGCUGUAACGACGGCCUCAGCAGGCGGGGAAGAUGAAAGGUAGCCGGAUCGAAUUGGGGGAUGUGACACCACACAAUAUUAAACAGUUGAAGAGAUUGAACCAAGUCAUCUUUCCAGUCAGCUAUAAUGAUAAAUUCUACAAGGAUGUGCUAGAGGUUGGCGAGCUAGCAAAACUUGCAUAUUUCAAUGAUAUAGCUGUAGGUGCGGUGUGCUGCAGGGUGGACCAUUCACAGAAUCAAAAGAGACUUUACAUCAUGACACUAGGAUGCCUUGCACCUUACCGAAGACUAGGAAUAGGAACUAAAAUGCUAAAUCAUGUCCUAAACAUCUGUGAGAAAGAUGGCACUUUUGACAACAUCUAUCUGCAUGUCCAGAUCAGCAAUGAGUCAGCGAUUGACUUCUACAGGAAGUUUGGCUUUGAGAUUAUUGAGACAAAGAAGAACUACUAUAAGAGGAUAGAACCUGCAGAUGCUCAUGUGCUUCAGAAAAACCUCAAAGUCCCAUCUGGUCAGAAUGCAGAGACACAAAAGACAGACAACUGAACAAAUUACAAAUGAACUUUCUUGCACUUGCUUGUCGCCAAAUAAAGAAAGACCCAUUGAUUCCCCUCCCCUUUUUCUUCAGCUUUCCUCCCUUGUUAUUCUUCCUUUCUCUCCUCUUAAAGUUUUUAAUAAUUUCAAGAACUCUUAAACAUGAUCAUGUUUGGAUUGUUUAGUUCUCUUAUUUUUGUGAGGUAGUUAGGUUGAAGGCAGGAGAAGAUAGGUUUGUAUACAGUUAAGAUGUCCCCAAAAUUGGGUGUCAGAUGAUUGCAAUUUUUAGCUAUUUUUUUAGCAUCCUGCUUUCACAUUGAAGGGCAGAGCCUACAAUAUUGUUUAUUUCAAAAGACAAAAAGAAGCAGCAGCAAUAUCUUGUUCUCUAAUUCAUAGACAAGCUUAGUGUAUUUGUGGUACUUUGAGUAUUAAAGACUAUCUGUGGGAUGCUAAUCCCUGACAUUGCCUUCACUCUACCUUUCGUCCUUCAAGCACUCUCAGGAGUUGGACCAUUGUUACCCUUGUGAGAAAAUACUAAAAAACUUAUUUAGGUUUUAAAGCAGUUUUUCUCUCUAUUUGCUGAUUCCUGGGGCAGUUUGUGUAGGUAGUAUUAGACUUUGAUCAAAGUAUUUGAGUUAAACUGCUAUUUAGCUGAUGAGUGGGUUGCUUGUUAGCAGAUGUUCUUUGUUUUGGUUUGUUUUUUUAUUUUUUUCCUUCUUUCAUGCUGUUAAUCUUGUUACUAGAGGCAUUAACUUGUAGAGUAUGGGCUGGUGAAAUGAACUGUUUCAAUAUCCCAGCUAGAAAUAUGGCCUUUAACUGACCUAAAGAAAAUUGUUAUAAUUGGUUUUCUUCUCUUGUGUUUCAGUAAGCCCAAUAAUAGUGUAACCUUAUAAAUGAAGUUAUGUCCUUAUAAGCCAGUACUCCUAAAUAAACCUGAAGCAAGUGUUUUCUCUUGGACAUACAAAAUUACAUAAACAGUUUAGAUGGACUUGUAACACUUUAAGUGUAUUUAAUGUCAACUAAUACAGAUUGUUAAGUGUGACCAUUGAGCGUUGAUAAUAUAUGAAAGAAUUUCUAGACAGUAUUUUUGAAAAUAACAUUGUUAUGCUAUUGCUUAUCUGUUGAAGAACAUCCCAGAUUUGCUUACACUCUGUGCCUAUAAUGUUGAGUUUAAAGAUUUGAAAUAAGAGGAAUCAAGACAAAUUCCUUCUAAUCUUGAAACAAUAGAAGUAUAAAGUGUUAAUACAAAUAUCACUGUGACCUCCAACUAACAGGUUUGGUUAAGUCCAGAUCAUUUUCAGGCACAUUGGGAGUGGCUCUGAUGGGUUGAGAAUUGUAAUGUGGAGACUUUUCCUCAUCUCAAAGAUACAUGGCAUUUCUUAGAUUGUCAGUAGUCAUCAGUGGCUCAAGAAAUGUUCUCAUUAGACUUUAGAACAGUGUAGAGUGUAUGUUUCCUUUCAUUUAACUUUAAAAGGAAGUUUAAUACUUCCUCUUAGGAAAAUUGUGGUAAGGAAGUCUUUUUUCCAAUUAGGUUAAAUGGUAAAAUUAUCUCACAAGAUGCUUAUGCACACUUUAUAACACUUUUAGUUUUUAUUUGAGAAUGUGAAAGUACAUAAAGUGGACUUCAGUAGUCUU
Molecule: messenger RNA, 2391 nt
Organism: Myodes glareolus (Bank vole)
Lineage: Eukaryota; Metazoa; Chordata; Mammalia; Rodentia; Cricetidae
Source: RefSeq, a predicted model, not a curated record